This is a messenger RNA of Frankliniella occidentalis (western flower thrips), 5851 nucleotides long. RefSeq names its product mediator of RNA polymerase II transcription subunit 14. NCBI's taxonomy places the organism in Eukaryota, Metazoa, Arthropoda, Insecta, Thysanoptera, Thripidae. The transcript has 24 exons. Gene Ontology annotation, biological process: regulation of transcription by RNA polymerase II. Gene Ontology annotation, cellular component: mediator complex; core mediator complex. The record is from RefSeq and is a predicted model, not a curated record. The coding region runs from base 268 to 5337 and encodes 1689 amino acids. Gene Ontology annotation, molecular function: transcription coregulator activity.
UAUAGGCAGAACCAAAACAAGCAGACGAUCGCCUGUUCGCUACUCGCAGGUGGUUUUUCAGUGAUUGAUAUGUGUAGUGAAAAUGGCCGGCUGGGUGAUUUAUGGGUAUUAUCUCAUCUCGUUCACCCGCACAGAAUCAUAAUUGCCGUUAGAAUGGUGUAGUUUGGCAGUGAGUUGGUGCGGCCGUAGCGCCUGGCUACAGUAAUACAGUCACCCGAUCCCCAGGGGCAUAUCUCAGCAUCCUCUGUCAAGCUGGAUUUUGAAGAAAUGUCCCCUGUACCUUUGGAAGGUCAGCAGCUGCUUCAGCAACAACCGCAACAGCAUCAGCAGCUACAACAGCUUCUACAGCAAGUACCUCAGCAACAGAUGCAGUCGCCACAGCCUCAGCCACAGCCUCCACUUCUACAUGAAGAACCAUUGCAUCAACCAGAACAUGAACAAGUACUUUUCCCACAUACUCUUUCAGAAGGGCAACGUGGUGGAACCGUUAGCCUCGCCACCCUUAUUGACUUUAUUGUUCAGAGGACAUAUCAUGAACUCACGGUACUUGCAGAACUUCUCCCCAAAAAAACUGACAUGGAAAGAAAAAUUGAAAUAUACAACUUUGCUGCUAGAACACGCCAACUAUUUGUACGCCUUCUGGCCUUGGUCAAAUGGGCUAGCUCUGUGUCUAAAGUCGAGAAAUCUGCACAUGUCAUGGCUUUUCUAGAUAAGCAGUCUUUAUUGUUUGUGGAUACUGCUGAUAUGCUGGCAAAGAUGGCCCGAGAAACACUUGUUAACGCAUGCUUACCCGACUUCCAUAUCCCGGCAGCUGUUGAAAUUCUUACUACAGGAACUUUUGGACGUUUACCUCAGUGCAUUCGGGACCGUAUUGUACCUCAAGAACCAAUUACUACUACUGAGAAAGCAAAUACACUACUUCGCUUAAAUCAGGUCAUUCAACAUCGUCUUGUCACAAGCAAUGUUUUUCCGCAGAUGAAAAAUGUCACAAUUGAAGGUGGGAGGGCUACAUUCCAUGUAAAACAUGAGUUUAAGGUCUCACUCACAGUAAUGGGCGAUGGACCGAACAUUCCUUGGCGAUUGCUAGAUGUGGAAAUUCUUGUCGAAAAUAAAGAAAUCGGAGGGGGACAACCAUUAGUUCACCCUCUUCAGGUGGAAUAUGUGCAAGACCUCAUCCAGGCCCGACUGGCAGACAAUCCUAACUCAUUGAAUGAGGUCUACAACAUUCUCCAUUUUUUUGCCCAAUCACUUCAGCUUGAGAUCCUGUACUCUCAGGUUAUUCGACUGAAAAAAGAUCGACUUGGAGAAUAUGUUCAAGUCCAUAGUUAUGAACCAGGACAUCACUUAACACUUUCGUAUUGGGUUGAGCAGUCAAAGAAGGAACCACAUCCUGAGCUGGGUUACAAAUUUAGUAUUCAGGUCAAUGAAAGAGACAGUGCCAAACCUCUAACUGUUGUUCACCAUCCUCAUUUAGGUCACUCAGAGGCUGAAAUUGCAGAAAUAGCUGAAAAAGCCAUCCAUUCUGCUGAGUUAUCUCUUGAAAGGUUACUUGCCCAUACUAUCCAUAUCCGAACAAGAGCUUGCCUAACAGAAUUAAAAUCUGAAAUACAAUCCCUGUUGCCUGGAGUAGAAUGCACUGUCAGUGGUGUGCCAACAAUUCUUUAUGUUCCUCUUCUGCGGCCUUGUCAGCGAGCUGAACAAAUGUUGAUCACGAUUGAUACGUACACUGGCAUCAUUCAAUGUUGUGUCCCUCAGUAUGAAACGUCAUUGACGGAGGGUAUUGAGGUAGCUUUGAAUGGAGAUAGAUCCAAACUACCUACUUUACUAUCUGAGCUUCGAUUUUGGGUUAUGAAAAGACGUUGUGAAAAAUCACUCAUGCAUUUACCUGUCACAGUAAAGGAUUAUCUGCCUCUCCUUUCCCUCCAGGAGAGCCCUCUCGCUUCAAGAUUAGGAAGACAUCAUAUGCUGAUUCAGUUCAACCAUCAUCAAACUUUUAUUCUUAUUAUUGAUCUUCAGGAAAAUAAAGGGUCUUCUUUAGAUAUCACCUGUGCUUUCUACUUGGCAUCAGUAAGAGCAGUCUCAAUACAAGAAGAAGAACAAUCUUCAGAAGAUACUGAUAAUGAAAUGCCCAAACCAUAUCUUAAGGUCCUUACUCUGAUUGAACUGGACACUUUCGUUGCCACUCAUGGCCCAUGUACCAGUGUUGAUGAAUCCCAAUCAUUUGGUAAGCGUAAAAAACAUUUUAACACGGACCGUGAAUCACACCUUCGGAGUAAGCACCCUGCCUACUUCAUCCCUGAACUGGCUCAUGUUGUAUCAAUGUGUGAAGAAAGAAUACCAUUCAUUAAUUUGUGUCAUGAAUUGACAAGAAGGGGAAUCCCUCAUCAAGGCAUACAAGUGGAAGCCGAGGGCAAUGGCCUUGUUCUUCGUAUACUGACAUUUCCACCUCCCAACCGAGUGUCACCUACAGACCCUUACUAUGUCGCACUUUUGCAAAGAUUGUUGUCCGUGUCAGUUAGAUCUUCCACAAGGAAUCAAGGAAGAGUGUGGAUUUUGGAAUUGGUUUUUGCUGGGUCUCCUCUCCAGUCCACACAUCCUAAAGAACAGGGAAAUCGACAUCCAGUGUUCCUUCAUUAUGAUAUCUUGAGUGAGGAAGAUAUAUCCAAAACAAUUGAUUUACUUUUAGCAGAUUGGACAUAUAUUACACAGCUGUACAUGCUGGCUGAAGAGCUUUCAGAGGGUUUAAAAUGCAGCAAAUACCACUUAGCAGAUAUAUGUUCAAUAAAGUCCUAUAAUUAUUUGCAUUUUAUUAUUGCAUAUGGCCCCAAUAAAGAAGCAAUUGUUACUAUUGGAUGGGACACCGAAAAAAAUGCUUUUUGCCUCCUGUUUGGCAUAUCAGGUAAAGCCAUUGCUGCUCAUACACUUGUUCGUCCACAGUUGGAAGCAUUCCUAAACCAGAAUAGGAGCUCAGUUGUUCUCGUUCAAAUUCUUCAAGAAACCUAUGAACCCCUUGCAUCUCUUUCUAAACUUUCCUCUGUAGCACAAUUUGGUGUUAUUGGCACUAGACCUGCAAUUCCUAUUCAAACUUGGAAUAUGGCAGCACAAACGCCCACUACGCUUCAUCUCAUAUACAAAGGAACCUUUUCUAUUGAGGUGAGGAUUAAGGGAGGCAAUUGUGUUUCCUUGAGGGAUGGAGUUUACUCGUCUUUUGGUUCUUCUUCGGUCCCUGAUCUCAUUGCAGCCCAAGGUUUAAAGAAUUAUCUUAGUAAAUAUGCUGUGGACAACUCUCCAUCUGGGAGUCAGACUCACUCUUCAGACGAUGACAAUCAGCCUUCACCAGCAACGUUUGACUCUGAAGCAAACAGUCAUGGUCUUGGUCGUGGUCCCAAUUCACCAGCGAACCCAAAAGAUGGACUUCGUUUCCACGCCCCACUUACACCUCCAUUGGGAAGUAACCCACACACUCCAGCCAGUCCUCACAUGUCUAACAUUCAGAGCAACCAGCACCAGCAGAACUUUGGUUUGUCACCCGCCGCUUCAUUCAACCUCGCCUCACCCCCAGCUAUGUCUGCCUCCCCUGGAGUGGGGCUCAUGUCAGCAAACUCUCCCAACCCCCUUUCCUUGCCGAGCCCGCUCCAGAUGCCCAGUGCGUCACCUCAGCCCUCCAUGAUCGGCCACUCCCCUGCGAGCUCCUUCAUGGCAGGUCACCCGGAUGGUAGUCCGUUUCCUUCGAUGGCCUCGCCUGCUGCUUCCAACUGGCCCAACUCUCCGGCCACCCCUCGGUCAUCGCCGGGGCGCUCUGGCCCUGGUCUGAGCCCUGGCUCAGGAGUGCAGGGGGAGCAACAGCAACCCAGGCCCAACACCCUACGGUCCUGGGCUGCCCUGCCCACUGUCAUGACCUAUCACUCGCUAGAGUUGCUGUGCUCACCAAGUCCACUGCCACCUGCCGCACCAAACCUGCCCCCACCUCAAGUCCCACAUGGGACGCCAGACCUGUGUCCCUUGGAGCGCUUCCUGGGCAGUGUGUUCAUGAGGCGGCAAAUGCACCGCUUCAUUCAAUCAGAGGAAAUGCUUACAGACCUCAGGACAGCUGAACCUGGUUUUAAAACAGAGUGUCUGCAAUGCCGUCUUAUCCUCAACCCUUAUCAUUCUCUAACCAUUCACCUGAAGGUGGCUCCUCUUCCCGAGUAUAAAGAUCAGCUGAGUAUAGACGAAAUGCAGAUAAUUGAAAAGUUUUUUGAGAUGAGGGUAGCCUGCCCUCCUUACAAGCCUAACUCGCUUCUUGGACUGGCUCGAAUUCUGUGCACCCCACUGUUUGUCCUUAAAGACUUUAUUCAGAUUAUGAAGUUUGAUUUGAUGCCAAAUCUAGCACAACAAGCGAACUUUAAAUGGAGUGUCCAACUUUGUCUCAGAGUACCACCAGCCUCUGUUGCUCCAAUCGUUCCAACAGGACAACCUGGUGUUCUAUUAUUCCGCAACAAAAUUGUGUGCUUUAUUCAGCUUUCAAGAAUAUGUGUCGGUCCUGGAGAAGGAGCAUCAGUAGUCCUUCCCCUUAUGUACGAUGUUGCCCUCAGAAAUACUCAAGUCGCUGAGAAAAGGGAGCCCGGACCUGCCUUAGCUGUUGCAGCUGCAAACAUUCAGUUGAAGCGCUUUGCGGAGUACUCAGCCAGUUCUCAUGUUGGCCAGGAGUCGAUGCUGUUGUUGGCUGUGCGUGAUCUCUUGAUGAAUCUCAACCUCCCUACUGACAUGUCGCAGGUCGCUGGCAUGGUCGUUGGCCCCAACAGUUGCCACUCCCCAGCAGGCAUGAUGCAUUCUCCCUUGGGCAUGGGCGGAAUGGGCAUGCACGGCCACGGCAUGGGCAUGCACGGCCAUGGCAUGGGGAUGGGGCCGGGGGGCAUGCACAUGGGGCCGGGGAUGGGGCACAUGGGGGGGAUGGGGCCCAUGGGAGGCAUGAUGGGACCAAUGGGCUCUGGGAUGGGCAUGGGAAUGGGGCCGGGCAUGGGGCACAUGGGCGGGAUGGGCGGCAUGGGGCCCGGCGGCAUGGGGGGGCCCAUGGGGAUGUCGAGUGGCAUGGGGAUGAUGCCCGGGCCUGGACAUGGUGCCAUGGGCGGGCAGGUGGGGCCCAUGGGACCAGGCGGUGGCAUGUGCGGGCCUUAUGGGGGACCGAUGGGAGGGCAGAUGGGGAGCCCCAUGGGCGGCAUGGGUGGCCCGCACGGUAGCCCCAUGGGAGGGCCUAUGGGUCCCAUGGCAGGGGGCAUGGGGGGCCCGAUGGGCGGUCACAUGGGGGGGAUGGGUCCAGGUGGCCACAUGUCACAACACGGAAUGAUGGGGCCAUAACUUACUCAAGGUCUGAUUGCCUACAUUAGGUGGGACUGUAUUCCUGUUUUCUAUGUUUUCAUUCCUUUAGUAUCCUAUUCCUAUUAGAUCUGGUAUUAUGGCAGGUUACCAAAUGUCAGCUGUUAUGACAAAUAUCCAUACCAAAGUGUGUGAUCUAAAGAACUUACUUUUGAUUGAGAUAUAGUACAAAGUUAAUCUCAUUUUAUCUCUCCUUGUUAUUUGACGAAAUAUUUGUUUGUUUUUUUCUUCAUUAUAAUUUUUGACUUAUUUAACAGUUGGUGACUUUAAAGAUGUUAUUUAUUGCUUGUUAAAAAAUAUUUUUAAUUUUAAUUGAGUAUGUGUGUUUGGUUAAACUUGUUGUAUUUAUUCUUCUUUUGCUUCCUUGUAAAGUGUAUUACUAGUUUUAAACAGUUUUACUAAUCUGCUUGUAAACAUUAUAUCAAUAGUCACUUCUCUUUUAUAUGUUGUGUGUUCAGUGAUGUUAAAUCAAGUAAAAUAUCACUUUCCAAGUCCA